Messenger RNA from Symphalangus syndactylus (siamang), 5299 nucleotides. RefSeq names its product engulfment and cell motility 1 (gene ELMO1). The record is from RefSeq and is a predicted model, not a curated record. Gene Ontology annotation, cellular component: guanyl-nucleotide exchange factor complex; plasma membrane. Gene Ontology annotation, biological process: actin filament organization; cell motility. NCBI's taxonomy places the organism in Eukaryota, Metazoa, Chordata, Mammalia, Primates, Hylobatidae.
UUGGAAACUUUGACUGUUUGGCUCACAGGAUGGUGGAAAUGCUCCAGCACUUCCUGUGGCCUCGAGUCUGGGUUCUGCGAUAGGGAGCUGGGCUCGAGCCUUGCCUCCUCCACCGGGGACUGUCUGCACACAUCACCGAGUGACAGGGCUUGCUGGGAGGAAGGGAGCAGCCACUGGCAUUACAACAGCUGAAAAGGAAUUUGAAAAGCAAAUAUCCAGAAAACCAGAACAAGGGAGGAAGUGUGUGCAUUAGUUUGCAAAAUGAUGAACUUUCCAUUUGAAAUGCUGAUUCCCAAAGUGCAAGAGAGCUUGGAGUGAAGGGAAGAGAGCGAGUGGCUCAGCUCAGGUCUCAUCCUGUUUUUGAAAGAAUUUUUCCAGGAGGAAAAGGAAUCUGGAAUAGGCCCUGCUCUCUCCUCUCAGCAGCUCCCUUUCUAUUUCUGUCCAGUGGGAACAAAUGAAUAGCUGCUGCUUGAAGAAAUGCCGGAAGGUUUUCUGUGCAAAGAAUUCUGGAUUUUACAAAUGCAUCACUGGCUUGAGUAAUCCUUCACAUUUGUAAUUUUAAUCUUUGAAUUUGGUUUUAAGGAAAGAGUGGUUCAUUUAUUCAUUUACUUGUCUGAAAAAUAUUGAGUUGCCCUUUACCAUGCUGUCUGAUCAGGUCUGGAAAAACAGAGAUGAGUAAGAUAUGAGUAUUACUCUCAGGGAACUCAUAUAAACAAAUAGGAUAAGGUGUGGAAAAGUGCUCUGGUAGGUCACUGUAAGCACCUAAGAAGACAGAUUCAGGGCAGUUACUUCUAGCACGGGAGGCUGUGAGGUCAGGGAAAUCUUUAAGAGGAGCUGGUGCAUGAGAUUGGCAUUGAAAUCUAGAUGGGAAUUUUUGAAGCAGACCCAAUGGAAGGAAAGGACAUUGGAGGUAGAGAGAACAUUGUGAACAAAGACAGGGUGAAAGCAAGAGGUGAAGCCGACUGGGCUUCUGGGUUGGGUGGGGACUUGGAGAACUUUUGUGUCUAGCUAAAGGAUUGUAAAUGCACCAAUCAGCACUCUGUGUCUAGCUAAAGGUUUGUAAAUGCACCAAUCAGCACUCUGUCAAAACAGACCAAUGAGUGCUCUGUAAAAUGGACCAAUCAGCUCUCUGUAAAAUGGACCAAUCAGCUCUCUGUAAAAUGGACCAAUCAAUCAGCCAAUCAGCAGGAUGUGGGUAGGGCCAGAUAAGGGAAUAAAAGCAGGCCACCUGAGGCAGUAGCAGCAACCUGGGUCUUAUUCCAAGCCGUGGGAGUCUUGGUUUUUUUCACUGCUUGCAAUAAAUUUUGCUGCUGCUUGUUAUUUGGGUCCCUGUUACCUUUAUGAGUUGUUAACACUCACUACGAAGGUUUGCAACUUCGCUCUUCACUCUUCAAGCCAGGGAGACCACGAACCCACCGGGAGGAAGAAACAACUCCGGACGCCCUACCUUUAAAAGCUGUAACACGAACGGCGAAUGUCUGCGGUAUCACUCCUGAAGUCAGGGAGACCACGAACCUCCCAGAAAAAAGAAACUCCGGAUGCAUCUGAACAUCUGAAGGAACAAACUCUGGACACCAUCUUUAAGAACAGUAACACUCACCGCGAGGGUUUGCGGCUUCAUUAAGUCAGUGAGACCAAGAACCCACCAAUUCUGGACACAAAAGGACCUUGGCAGGCUCAGGAAAUGGCAAGCCAUUUAUGAAGAGGGAAGAGAUAGCAAACGUUGGUCUCAAGUUCUCUAGUUCUUUACCCAGAGAAUAGCUAGCUGCAGGUGAUCCUGAUUUAGUCUGGGGGUUCCUUUACGCAGUGCCACCAGCAGCUGCUGCAAAUGGACCAUUGACAGUCUUAAGGUAUAGACACGUGCGGCCGUUUAUGCUGUAGGAUCCCCAGUCCCACUGGCUUUGAACAUUUUGGGGACUUACAAUGCCGCCACCCGCGGACAUCGUCAAGGUGGCCAUAGAAUGGCCGGGCGCCUACCCCAAACUCAUGGAAAUUGAUCAGAAAAAACCACUAUCUGCAAUAAUAAAGGAAGUCUGUGAUGGGUGGUCUCUUGCCAACCAUGAAUAUUUUGCACUGCAGCAUGCCGAUAGUUCAAACUUCUAUAUCACAGAAAAGAACCGCAAUGAGAUAAAAAAUGGCACUAUCCUUCGAUUAACCACAUCUCCAGCUCAGAACGCCCAGCAGCUCCAUGAACGAAUCCAGUCCUCGAGUAUGGACGCCAAGCUGGAAGCCCUGAAGGACUUGGCCAGCCUCUCCCGGGAUGUCACGUUUGCCCAGGAGUUUAUAAACCUGGACGGCAUCUCUCUCCUCACGCAGAUGGUGGAGAGCGGCACUGAGCGAUACCAGAAAUUGCAGAAGAUCAUGAAGCCUUGCUUUGGAGACAUGCUGUCAUUCACCUUGACGGCCUUUGUUGAGCUGAUGGACCAUGGCAUAGUGUCCUGGGAUACAUUUUCGGUGGCGUUCAUUAAGAAGAUAGCAAGUUUUGUGAACAAGUCAGCCAUAGACAUCUCGAUCCUGCAGCGGUCCUUGGCCAUUUUGGAGUCGAUGGUGCUCAAUAGCCAUGACCUCUACCAGAAAGUGGCGCAGGAGAUCACCAUCGGCCAGCUCAUUCCACACCUGCAAGGGUCAGAUCAAGAAAUCCAAACCUAUACUAUUGCAGUGAUUAAUGCACUUUUCCUGAAGGCUCCCGAUGAGAGGAGGCAGGAGAUGGCGAAUAUUUUGGCUCAGAAGCAACUGCGUUCCAUCAUUUUAACACAUGUCAUCCGAGCCCAGCGGGCCAUCAACAAUGAGAUGGCGCAUCAGCUGUAUGUUCUGCAAGUGCUCACCUUUAACCUCCUGGAAGACAGGAUGAUGACCAAAAUGGACCCCCAGGACCAGGCUCAGAGGGACAUCAUAUUUGAACUUCGAAGAAUUGCUUUUGAUGCUGAGUCUGAACCUAAUAACAGCAGUGGCAGCAUGGAGAAACGCAAGUCCAUGUACACGCGAGAUUAUAAGAAGCUUGGCUUCAUUAAUCAUGUCAACCCUGCCAUGGACUUCACGCAGACUCCACCUGGGAUGUUGGCUCUGGACAACAUGCUGUACUUUGCCAAGCACCACCAAGAUGCCUACAUCCGGAUUGUGCUUGAGAACAGUAGCCGAGAAGACAAGCAUGAGUGUCCCUUUGGCCGCAGUAGUAUAGAGCUGACCAAGAUGCUAUGUGAGAUCUUGAAAGUGGGCGAGUUGCCUAGUGAGACCUGCAACGACUUCCACCCGAUGUUCUUCACCCACGACAGAUCCUUUGAGGAGUUUUUCUGCAUCUGUAUCCAGCUCCUGAACAAGACAUGGAAGGAAAUGAGGGCAACUUCUGAAGAUUUCAACAAGGUAAUGCAGGUGGUGAAGGAGCAGGUUAUGAGAGCACUUACAACCAAGCCUAGCUCCCUGGACCAGUUCAAGAGCAAACUGCAGAACCUGAGCUACACUGAGAUCCUGAAAAUCCGCCAGUCCGAGAGGAUGAACCAGGAAGAUUUCCAGUCCCGCCCGAUUUUGGAACUAAAGGAGAAGAUUCAGCCAGAAAUCUUAGAGCUGAUCAAACAGCAACGCCUGAACCGCCUUGUGGAAGGGACCUGCUUUAGGAAACUCAAUGCCCGGCGGAGGCAAGACAAGUUUUGGUAUUGUCGGCUUUCACCAAAUCACAAAGUCCUGCAUUACGGAGACUUAGAAGAGAGUCCUCAGGGAGAAGUGCCCCACGAUUCCUUGCAGGACAAACUGCCGGUGGCAGAUAUCAAAGCCGUGGUGACGGGAAAGGACUGCCCUCAUAUGAAAGAGAAAGGUGCCCUUAAACAAAACAAGGAGGUGCUUGAACUCGCUUUCUCCAUCUUGUAUGACUCAAACUGCCAACUGAACUUCAUCGCUCCUGACAAGCAUGAGUACUGUAUCUGGACGGAUGGACUGAAUGCGCUACUCGGAAAGGACAUGAUGAGCGACCUGACGCGGAAUGACCUGGACACCCUGCUCAGCAUGGAAAUCAAGCUCCGCCUCCUGGACCUGGAAAACAUCCAGAUCCCUGACGCACCUCCGCCAAUUCCCAAGGAGCCCAGCAACUAUGACUUCGUCUAUGACUGUAACUGAAGUGGCCGGGCCCAGACAUGCCCCUUCCAAAACUGGAACACCUAGCUAACAGGAGAGAGGAAUGAAAACACACCCACGCCUUGGAACCCUCCUUUGGUAAAGGGAAGCUGUGGGUCCACACUCCCUUCAGCAUCACCUCUAGCCCCGGCAACUUUCAGCCCCUAGCUGGCAUCUUGCUCACUGCCCUGAUUCAGUUCUUCGGCUCCACUGUUUCAGGUCCCUUCCCAUGGCUGCAGUCCACUGGUGGGACAAGAACAAAGCCCACUGCUAGUAAGAAGGCCGAAGGGCCCUUCCAUCCUAGCCCCCUGCAGGCAUGCCCUUCCUUCCCUGGGGCAGGAAAGCCAGCAGCCCCAGACUGCCCCAAAACUUGCCCACCAGACCAAGGGGAGUGCCCCAAGGCCCCUGUCUGGAGGAAAUGGCCUAGCUAUUUGAUGAGAAGACGAAACCCACAUCCUCCUUUCCCUUCUCUCUAGAAUCAUCUCGCACCACCAGUUACACUUGAAUUAAGAUCUGCGCUCAAAUCUCCUCCCACCUCUCUCCCUGCUUUUGCCUUGCUCUGUUCCUCUUUGGUCCCAAGAGCAGCAGCCGCAGCCUCCUUGUGAUCCUCCCUAGCAUAAGUUUCCCAAACAGUCCACAGGUCGCACGCCCACUUUGCGUCUGCACUGUGAUCGUGACAAAUCUUCCCUCCUCACCAGCUAGUCUGGGGUUUCCUCUCCCUGCCCCAGGCCAGAACUGCCUUCUUCAUUUCCACCCACGCUCCCAGCCUCUUAGCUGAAAGCACAAAUGGUGAAAUCAGUAGUCUCGCUCCAUCUCUAAUAGACUAAACCUAAAUGCCUCUAGGAUGGGCUGUUGCUAUCCAAGCGUUUGGUGUUACCUUCUCCUGGGAGGUCCUGCUGCAACACAAGUUCCACAGGAUGGUCAAGCUGUCAGCCAUCCAAGUUUACAUCAUUGUAAUUAUUACUGGUAUUUACAAUUUGCAAGAGUUUUGGGUUAGUUUUUUUUUUUUUUUUUUUGCUUUGUUUUUGUACAAAAGAGUCUAACAUUUUUUGCCAAACAGAUAUAUAUUUAAUGAAAAGAAGAGAUACAUAAAUGUGUGAAUUUCCAGUUUUUUUUUUAAUUAUUUUAAUCCCAAACAUCUUCCUGAAAAUAACAUUCCCUUAAACAUGCUGUGGAAUAAAAUGGAUUGUGAUGA